AUUGGAUGCAGACUGCAAUAAACGCAACCUCGCUGCCACACACACACACAUGCAGAGCAAGUAGCCUCAGGGCAGUUGGACUACUGUUGCCUCGACGGGGCAGCAUACAGGAAAAAAUGGCUUGUGGAGUUCAUUUGGGGAUCUUGCUGAUUUGCUUAGCUCAAGCAGAACAUGUACGCUGUUCGUGGUCUAAACAGGCUCAAAGCUCUCAGAGACAAAACAGCAAUGCAUAUGUUGGCUUUGCUCAGCAGCAGAGUGGACAAGGAAGACUUGCUAGCAACUAUCCCCAGAAUCAACUCAGACUGGCCUCAGCCCAGAGCAGGAGCUUCAACACAGAGCUAGCGGCUAGCAGCGGCAGGAGGUUUAGCCAGGUGUACUCCAGCGGUGGCGACACAAACUUUCAUUCACAACCAACUCAAAGUGGCCACUCGUCAGUCAGGCUGGUUCAGAGCAGCUCGCUCUCAAAACCUAACUGGCGACCAGCAAAGUCGAAUCGCGCAAAUGCACAAACUUCACCAAAAAACUCUUUUGGACUUUCUACCGCUAUUGCUAGUGGAAGUUCUGUGAGUAAGUAUAAGAAACCGAAUGACUUUGCUAAUGUCAGCAAGAAAAGGACUUGGCCAGUUCAGCAGGGUACAGCACAUGUUGGCAAGUAUGUGUCCAGUAGUUCUACAGCUGUUCAGAGUCCUAGAAGCCUGUCUGCAGCACAGAAGGCUCCCAGCGCGGCUGCUGCUCCAGCCAGUUACUGGCCGAGAAGCUACGUUCCUGUCGAGUCUUCUAGCCGGUUCAGUGUGGGUGCUCCAGCGCUGCAGAUGCAGACUUCAGCCACUGCCCGCGCCAGAAGAGUCUCUUCACAUCGUGGCUCUAAAGCAUCUAAACCUUCUCGCUUCUCACCCUCAAAUGAGAGGAGCGUAAAUAACCCCAGCCAGACUGAGGCUGGAAACCGAUACAAAAGUAAACUCUUUCAGCCAACAGGAGGAAAUGCCCAAGGAAGCCAGUCCCUUCCAGCGUCCCAGAAACAAAAUGCGCUCAACGUUCAGCCACGCAGCUACACCUCCACUAAGCUCCCUGCCUCUGAGAGCAGCGGAACAGGAGCGUCUGGUCAGCGCUUCGCCCCAACCAGAACCUACGACAUCCCUGACCGCUUCGGUGGCUUCGCUAUCAGACGGCUGAAAGAACCUGCUGACCAGAAGGUGAGCGUCAGGGAGCCACAGCAGUCAUAUCCUACCUCGUGGCAGAGUGCAUCUCUCAAACAGCAGCGGCAGGCCCACCCAGCUCCCCCACAGCAGGCCUACAAGCCACAGGUCCAGAGUAUUCACCAUGAGAGCAAGUGGAAGAGGGUCAGGCCAUCUGGGAAACUAAGUGCAGCUGGUGUCACUGGAUAAGAAUUUGGUCUUUUUGAAAUAAAGCAUUUUUAAGAUCUUGA
This is a messenger RNA of Acanthopagrus latus (yellowfin seabream), 1426 nucleotides long. RefSeq lists its product as uncharacterized. NCBI's taxonomy places the organism in Eukaryota, Metazoa, Chordata, Actinopteri, Spariformes, Sparidae. The record is from RefSeq and is a predicted model, not a curated record. Bases 6 to 1385 code for a protein of 459 amino acids. The transcript has 4 exons.